This is a messenger RNA of Solanum lycopersicum (tomato), 1187 nucleotides long. RefSeq names its product auxin-responsive protein IAA16 (gene IAA16). Gene Ontology annotation, molecular function: protein binding. The record is from RefSeq and is marked validated. Gene Ontology annotation, biological process: regulation of DNA-templated transcription. Lineage: Eukaryota; Viridiplantae; Streptophyta; Magnoliopsida; Solanales; Solanaceae. Gene Ontology annotation, cellular component: nucleus.
AUACCCUUCUUCUUACACUUUCAUAUUCACAUUAAAAAUCUUUAAAAAAAAAGAAAGUAUUUUUAUCGUAAUUCAGAAGAAUUUUCACGUAAAAUUUUUAAUUCUCAAGAGAAGUAUGACAAGCGUGUUGGGUGCGGAGUGUGACAAAAUCCGAUUGGAUUAUGAAGCGGAGACGGAGCUGAGGCUCGGAUUGCCCGGAGCUAAUGGGAAUGAACUGGAAUCGAGUAAUAAGAACAAUGGCAAAAGGGUCUUUUCAGAAACUGUUGAUUUGAAAUUAAACCUUUCUAAUUCAAAGGAUUCCACAUUAAUGGAUAAUAUUAAUAUUAAUCAAGUUGAUAACAUGAAGGAGAAGAAGAAUAAUAUUGUUGUGCCAAGCUCUAAUGAUCCUGCUAAGCCACCAGCCAAGGCACAAGUUGUGGGUUGGCCACCAGUGAGAUCAUUCAGGAAGAAUGUAAUGACUGUUCAGAAAAACACCACCGGCGCCGGCGAAAUCUCCGGCACCGGCACCGGCGCAGCCUUUGUGAAAGUUAGUGUUGACGGUGCACCAUACUUACGUAAAGUGGACUUGAAGAUGUACAAAAGUUACCAACAACUCUCUGAUGCACUUGGCAAAAUGUUUAGCUCUUUUACUAUUGGAAAUUGUGGGACUCAAGGAUUUAAGGAUUUCAUGAAUGAGAGCAAAUUGAUAGACCUCUUGAAUGGUUCAGACUAUGUACCAACUUAUGAAGACAAAGAUGGUGAUUGGAUGCUUGUUGGUGAUGUACCUUGGGAGAUGUUUGUUGAUUCAUGCAAACGUUUACGGAUAAUGAAAGGAUCAGAAGCUAUUGGGCUAGCACCAAGAGCAGUGGAGAAAUGCAAGAACAGGAGUUAAACUUGAUGUUCCAAUUAAUUGUUCAUUGUUUUUUUUUUCCAUGGUCAAAUUAUAUAUUGACCUUGGAGUUUCUAAAUGUAUUGUAAUUUGAAGGGUUUAUAUAUAUAAUAUAAGGGGGAAAAAAUUAAGAAAAUGUUUAUCCAUGAGAAGAAAAAAAAAUAUAUAUAUAUAUAUAUAGAUCUAAAUAGUUGUCAAGUGUGUGACAGCCUCAUAUUGGUUGGAGCCCAAUUUUGGGAAUCUUUAGAAUUUAUAUUAUAUUGUAAGUGUGGCCCUAUGUGUAAGUGACACUUGAAAUUAUCUAAUAAAUUGAAGACAA